GGCAGCGCGUCGCGACGUCUGCGGGAGAGUCGGAGAGCUGCGGUCCGGGAUACGAACAGGUCGGUGCGAGCGACUACCCAGAGUUUCCUGGUUUUUCAUCGAAGAACAGUUGACUGCCGCAGUCGAUCUUCGCAGCGCCAGAAGUGCGUCACCCGUUCAGUCAGCUGCAGCCGCUAACAGGACUGCAAUGACAUGGCGCUGGUCAUGCUGCCGUGCGACCUGCCGUGGUGGCCGACGGUGCAGCGCCACCUGACGCAGCUCGCCCUCGCCCGCACGCCGCAGGAGCUGGUCGAUGGCAUGCAGAAGAUACACACCAUGUGCAACAUCAGUCUAGAUCCAGACGAAGAGGGCACGGAUGAUGGCCUGUUUGAAGGACUGAAAAAGUUUCUGGAGGAGGACUUGAGUAUUGAAGAGCAAAAUCAUUUUCUUGGAACAACGGCGCCGGCAAUGGUACAACGAGCUCUUCAACUGAAACAGCUCAAGCCUCCCAGCGGACUACACUUCAGUCUCCAACAGCAAGCGGACAGAGUGGAACUGGACCGUAACUUUGUGGCAUCACUACUUGCACAUGCAUUCUUCUCAACAUUUCCAAAGAGGACUAGCAAAACCCAUCCCACUCUACAAGAUUCUAAUUUCACACACUUUUUCAAGCACUUAAACAAAACCAGUCAGAAGGCAAAACUCAAGAGCAUUCUGCAUUAUUUUGACUCAUUGGAAGGCAAUGGUGUUCCAGAAGGCAAUAUGAUAUUUUCAAGAAUGGUUAUGACAAGCAAAGAGUGGCUAACAAUAGAGGACUGGCUGGAAUGUGGAGUUCCACUUAUUCCUGUGGUAACAAAACAUGAAGGAAGAUUGGAAAGGUCGGAGCCUGAGACACUACAAGUGUGCUUCUCAAGCAGUCAUUUAGGAGGUGAUGUUCUACAUGCAGGCUCUUCACAGGAGAGCAUACAGUUCUGCACCCAACCUGAGCUCUUGGCACUCCUGUCAUUUGUUGAAGCUCUGGAGGACAAUGAGGUUGUAACAAUUGAUGGUGUUCAACAAGUGUCUCGCAUACAUGAUCCUAAACAUAGGUCAACUUUUGAGACUGCUUCUCAGCCUAGGAUGGCACAUGUGUGCUGCAUGGAUGCUGAAAACUACAAGUUGUUACCAGUGGGUCAAUUUGAGGAAGACAAUGUCCUCAGAGAACUGAACAAAGCUCUUCUUGGCUUCAGGCAGUUACCAUAUAAAGAUGCUCAGCAGUCUACAAGAAGACUGUCACCUAUUGGUGAAUCAUGUAGUUCUACACCUCCUGAGACUACUUCAGAAAAGCUUCAGAAGCAGGAGACUGCUGUGCCUCAGCCACCGCCAACAGCUCCUUCUGCAGCAUCAAAAGAUUUGUUGCGACCGCCAAGCCCAGGAUCACGUCGUGGGCGUUUUAUAGUGCUUGGAUCCUCAGGAGAAUGUUUGCCAAUCACACGGAAUGUUCCACUAACAUUUGGCAGUCACUAUUCCAGCUGUCAGUCUGAGACAGAGUCAGAAGAAUUUCAUAGUGCAUGCACAUCUCUUGACACAGAUGAUACAGAAAGUGAAGGAUGUGCACGCCGCUACAGCUCACAUCUUGAUACUCCUGAAAGACGCCACACAUUUGCUGCACGGCUGCGUGAUGCUCUGUGCCGUGAAGCAGCAAGCAGUACAUGCAGCACAGAUUCAAGUUAUGCAGUUGGAAUCAGUGUCACAGGGUCCAGCGUUGGUGACAAAGACAUAAGGGUAAGAAGAGGUGGAUCAAGAGGAUUCAUGCUACAGGAGGAUUCAAUGGAUGAUAAAUUUUUGAGAGAGUCAUUGCAACAGGAGAAAGAAUGGAUAGACAAAUUUCGAGCAAAGCGAGCUGGUCUUCUUGCUCGGAAAGACACAGGAGAUUCCUCUAAAUACAGCUUCAGUACUGAUUGCAGUUCCGAAAUUGAAGAGCUAUAUGAGCAGUACAGUCGCUGGCUGGAGGAUGCAGGUGUGCCCGAAAACAUCGAUGAGAUUCGGGAGCUGGAUGCCCGAGACAUAGCAGUGGUGCGAUUUGCUGGCAGCCUACUUAAGCGCACACUGAGUGACUCAUUUGCUGGAGUUUCACUGACUGAAGGUGCACAGGGCAUUCCCCUGGAAGGGAGUCGUGCUAAAUUGGCCAUUGUUGCACGAUCUCUCAGCUUGGAACUAGCCAGGCACAAACAUAAGCUUGCUGCUCAGCUUGCGUCAGUGCUUGGAAAAGUUGCAGCUAGCAAUAGUGCUUCUGGAAUACGUGCUGUUUCAACGGGGAACUGGGGUUGUGGUAGCUCCAAAUGUGGAGAUCCUCAGUUGAAACUUGUGAUACAAUGGCUUGCUGCCAGUAUGGCUGGUGUUCCAUGUCUCCAUUAUUAUACUUGUGCCAAUGAUAAUCUGCUUAAGCUGGACACUGUUGUAAGGGUCCUGUUAGACCGCCACUGGACAGUAGGUGAACUUGCUGCUGCCACUCUUCAGUAUGCAGAGGCACUGUUGGACAAGCAUCAUGCAGUGCAUCCCACGAGCAGCCUAUUUGAUGAACUGAUUGGUGUAGAUAAACCACACACCAGUCAAGAGACAAAUCUGUGAUACUUGAAUGUGCCAUUCCAGAUGCAAGAGUAGAUAUACUUAACAACCAAAAGAAUAUUUAUUUGCUGUAUUUAUUCUGGACUUGGUGAAUGAAUUUUGAUGAAAAUGUAUUUAGUGAAUGUGAUUUGGCUCUAAUUGUUAAAAUACCAACUUUUGAGAAAGGUGA
Molecule: messenger RNA, 2755 nt
Organism: Schistocerca americana (American grasshopper)
Lineage: Eukaryota; Metazoa; Arthropoda; Insecta; Orthoptera; Acrididae
Product: probable poly(ADP-ribose) glycohydrolase 2
Exons: 16
Coding region: 193-2589 (798 amino acids)
Biological process (GO): regulation of DNA repair; ATP generation from poly-ADP-D-ribose; nucleotide-sugar metabolic process
Cellular component (GO): nucleus; cytoplasm
Molecular function (GO): poly(ADP-ribose) glycohydrolase activity
Source: RefSeq, a predicted model, not a curated record